AAACCCCACCUAUUUGGGUCUUUUUUAAUCAGCUCGUGCCUGAAGGUUCUUUGUGUCAGAACACCAAACCUAAGGUAUUUGAAGCUCUGAGACUGAGAGAGACCACUGGGCGAGAGUGAGUGAUUUGGAGUUUUUAAAAUCUUUGGAAAUGGUGAGAGAGUGAACUGGAUUUCUGUGAUGGUUAUUCUGUUUUGGAUGGUUUGGUGGGAGUCGUGUUUCCAUGGACGCAACUUGGAAUAUAUGGCGUUUUGUUGAUCGCAGAAGAAGACAAUACCGAUGUAUACAAAUGCUAACGCAUGUAGCGGAAGAAACAAGACAGAAAAAUUCCUCUAACAUGGCUUCUAGCUGUUGCAAGAUCUCUCCAAUCAUUCCCGUUUUUGUUGGUUUUCUUCUUGUUGCUUCCUGGGUUGGUCCCGUAGUCUCCUUGUCGACUUCAUCAGAAACCGAGGGGCGGCUCCGGGCAAAUCAAACUUUCCGACCGGGGGAAGAGUUGCAGAAGUGGAAGAGGAUUAACGCUCUUCUCAGCAAAGUCAACAAGCCUGCUGCCAAGACAAUUCAGAGCCCUGAUGGUGAUCUGAUAGAUUGUGUUCUAUCACAUCAACAACCAGCCUUCGAUCAUCCGCAGCUUAAGGGACAGAAACCAUUGGAUCCGCCUGAGAGACCAAAAGGCCAUAAUCCAACAGGUUCUGUGCCUGAAAUCUUCCAGUCGUGGACAAUUUCUGGCGAUUCAUGUCCAGAAGGAACCGUUCCGAUCAGAAGAACCAGAGAAGAGGACGUCUUAAGAGCCAGUUCUAUUAGGAGAUUCGGAAGAAAAGUGAGGAGACCAGUGAGACGCGACUCUUCGAGCACUGGCCACGAGCAUGCAGUUGGGUUUGUAAUGGGAGAUCAGUACUAUGGAGCAAAAGCCAGCUUAAACGUAUGGGCACCCCACGUAGCUAAUCAAUACGAAUUCAGUUUGUCACAAAUGUGGGUCAUAUCUGGUUCAUUUGGGGACGAUCUCAACACUAUUGAAGCUGGCUGGCAGGUGAGCCCAGAGCUGUAUGGGGACAACUAUCCUAGGUUCUUUACCUAUUGGACAACCGAUGCAUACCAAGCCACCGGAUGCUACAAUUUGCUUUGCUCCGGCUUUGUCCAGACAAACAACAAAAUCGCAAUCGGAGCGGCAAUCUCUCCGAUAUCGUCAUACAAGGGCGGCCAAUUUGACAUCAGUUUAUUGGUUUGGAAGGAUCCGAAGCACGGAAAUUGGUGGCUGGAAUUUGGAUCGGGAUUACUGGUUGGAUAUUGGCCUUCAUUCUUGUUCAGUCAUUUAAGGAAUCAUGCAAGCAUGGUUCAGUUCGGAGGAGAAGUUGUUAAUAGUAGACCAGGAGGCGUCCACACGGCGACCCAAAUGGGCAGCGGUCACUUCGCCGGAGAAGGAUUCGGGAAAGCUUCUUAUUUCCGAAAUUUGCAGGUGGUCGAUUGGGAUAAUAGCUUAAUUCCUCUAUCCAAUCUUCGAGUGUUGGCCGAUCAUCCGAAUUGUUAUGAUAUCCAGGGAGGGAGUAAUGGUGUUUGGGGAAAUUAUUUUUAUUAUGGAGGUCCCGGGAGGAACGUAAGAUGUCCCUAAAUGAAAAAUGGUAUAGGAGUAGAGAGUUCUUUAAUUCUCUCUCCCUUUCUCUCUUCUUUUUUUUUUCCUUUUAUCUUCAUUUUUAUUUUAUUGAGUUUAUUCAGGUUUUCUCUCCAGAUCUUUAAUCGGUUUUGGGUUAUUUUUAGUUUUGAUUUCUUUUUUCUGUUAAUCCAUUAUUUUUCUUUUCUAACAGGUGAUCCAUUAAUUAUACCAGCUUUAGGGACUUAUGUAAAUGUGAAAAAGAGAAGAUAUAGUAAAUAUACUAUGGUUGUGAUUUUUUUUUC
Molecule: messenger RNA, 1887 nt
Organism: Nelumbo nucifera (sacred lotus)
Lineage: Eukaryota; Viridiplantae; Streptophyta; Magnoliopsida; Proteales; Nelumbonaceae
Product: protein neprosin
Source: RefSeq, a predicted model, not a curated record